Phytomonas sp. EM1 is the source of this 912-nucleotide messenger RNA. The record is from the annotation of a GenBank genome assembly. NCBI's taxonomy places the organism in Eukaryota, Euglenozoa, Kinetoplastea, Trypanosomatida, Trypanosomatidae.
AUGUCACUCGAUGUCGACGCGAUCAUCGAGAAGCUUUUGGAGGUGCGGGGCACCAAGCCUGGAAAGCAAGUUCAGCUAGAGGAGAACGAUGUUAAGAAUCUCGCCCUGAAAAGCCGUGAGAUCCUCUUAGCUCAGCCCCCACUUCUGGAACUAGAGGCUCCUAUCAAAAUAUGCGGUGAUAUUCAUGGUCAGUACUACGACCUCAUCCGUCUCUUCGAGAGCGGUGGGUUUCCACCCACGGCAAAUUAUCUCUUCCUCGGCGACUACGUCGACCGAGGCAAGCAAGGUUUGGAGACUAUCUGCCUAGUUCUCGCGUUCAAAGUAAAAUUUCCAGAGAACUUCUUCAUCCUGCGCGGCAAUCAUGAAUGCGCCAGCAUCAACCGUAUUUACGGUUUCUUCGAUGAAUGCAAGCGUCGCUUCAACAUUCGACUUUGGAAGGCCUUCACCGAUACUUUCAAUUGCCUUCCCGUGGCGUGCAUUAUUGACGACAAGAUCUUCUGUUGCCAUGGUGGGCUCUGUCCGGAGCUUCAGACGAUGGAGCAGAUUAAGAAGAUCGCACGACCGUGUGAUGUAGCCGAUACCGGCCUCAUCUGUGAUUUGCUGUGGUCGGAUCCCGAGGAGGGCCUCAGCGGAUGGGGUGAAAAUGAUAGAGGCGUUUCUUUUACCUUUGGUCAGGAUAUAGUAGAAAAAUUUUUACGCCGGCACGACUUCGAUCUGAUCUGCCGUGCCCAUCAAGUCGUUGAGGAUGGCUAUCAGUUUUUUGCAAAGCGUCAGCUCAUCACUAUUUUCUCUGCCCCCAAUUACUGCAAUGAGUUUGACAACAGUGGUGCAGUAAUGUCUGUGGAUAGUGAACUCAUGUGCUCUUUUCAAAUACUAAAACCCGCUGUAAAAAAGCCUAAAUUUUACCAGUAA